Molecule: messenger RNA, 1432 nt
Organism: Teleopsis dalmanni
Lineage: Eukaryota; Metazoa; Arthropoda; Insecta; Diptera; Diopsidae
Product: protein ALP1-like
Exons: 2
Coding region: 602-1207 (201 amino acids)
Source: RefSeq, a predicted model, not a curated record
AUUUUCCUCUUAUUUGAUGGAGCGACUACGAACAAGAAGAAUGCUUGUUUGUCAACAAUUCUUGAUUUCCAAUCAACAAAUUUUGCAAAGUUCAAAUAAUAAAAAAAAAUAUUUAAGAGAUAUUUUAGCAUUGCAAAGUCGGCUGCCAGAAAUGUUCUUUAAAGUCAAUGUUCCCAGAGUGCGAAGCUUACACCGACGAAAGCGGUUUGAUAAUUUUAUGAGGUUCCUACAAGAAGGAGGAAACGAACAUCUUUAUUAUGUGUACUUUCGCAUGGGUAAAGACUCUCAAUUUGUUUUGUAAAAAAAUGUGUCCUUAUCUUCCAUAUCCGAAGGUAUAUGUGACAGCACCGAUGCCGAUUCCUAAACAAGUCGCAUUGUACCUAUACAAACUUGCUUCGUGCGCAGAGUAUCGUGCCGUAGGCGAUGUGUUUGGCGUGCAUACAAGUACUGUGCAUAAGUACUUCCAUCUCGUGGUUAAAGCAAUAUUACAGCUUCGGAAGGAAUAUUUAUAUUUUCCAAAUUCCAAUUUUCCAAUUAGCAAAAACCAUUGGUACUGCCUUUCAAAAAAUGACUAAAAUACCCAAUAUUAUUGGCGCAAUUGAUGGUAAGCAAGGAACUAAAUGUUGAUCAGAAGUACCAACACUACAGAAAUAAAAAAGGUUGGCCGUCAAUAGUUAUGCAAGCAGUAGUUGAUAAUAACUAUUUGUUUCGUGAUGUAAGUGUUAAAUUACCAGGCAGCUACCAUAACGUUGACGUUUUUAAAGAGUCAGGACUUUACAAAUAUUCGACACAAGUGAUUCCAACUUACACUACUGAUAUCAAUGGACUACCGAUACCGCUAAUGAUAAUUGGAGAUGUUACAUAUCCAUUGCUGUCGUGGCUUAUUAAACCAUAUACUGACUGUCUAAAUCCUGAAGAAGAGUCAUUUAACUAUCAUAUUAGAUUAGGAAAAAUUUUUGUAGAAAACGUAUUUGGUAGAUUAAAAGGUCGCUGGCGAUGCCUCUUAAAAACAAUGGACAUUGACCCAGAGUUCGUACCUUUUGUUGCUUUAGCGUGUUUGAUAUUGCACAACUUUGUGGAAAGAAAAAAUGAAAGAUUUUUAGAUACUUGGUCUUUGGAUAUGCAGAAUGAAAUUGAAUUUCCCCAACCACAAGAUGAUAUUUGUAAUGAAAUUAUAGUAGAAGAAAAUACCGAUCCAAAGCAGUAGAAGAAAAUACCAAAAUAUUUCUUCACAGAUUUAGAUAAUAAAUAUGAAGUAUUAACAUUAUUAAGGCUACUAAUGAUGAUAAUUUACUAAACAAAAAGAUUUCUUAUAAAUGAACUCUUUAUAAAUAAAUCAACUGAUUUAAGGCGAAAAAUGUCGAAAGCAACUCUUAAUAACAAAUUUCCCGCAAGGGAAAUCAUCCUUGUGAAACAAAUUUGAAAUAUUUGU